AUGAGAGCUGCAGUUAAAUGGAUUGAUUAUGAUCUUGACAAAACUUAUGACAUAAUGAUAGCAUUUCCAGACCUCCAAUUACCUUUACAUGUAAACAACAGGGGCCAAACCAAGAUCGCUGUAUGUUCAUCAUGUAAAUCUACAAAAAAUCACCACUUUCCACCUACCCUAGUGGUGAUACCUGAGGAAAUCAUUGCAGUUCCAAUGAAGCAUCAAAAACACCUAUCUCCAAUUCACAUGAGUUGUUCAUUGGGACAAGCAUCCAGCGAGACGCUUUUACCUGAACUUGCAACACCCAAGAAAACUUCUGAACAUGACUGGUCAGAUUCCCCAUCAAAUUCCCGCUUUAAACAUAAAAGAAGUAAACAUCCAGGUAAAAAACAACGUACCACCACUACUUCUAAUUCUCAAGAUUACGUGGAUCUUCUUGUUUUUGGUUAUGAAGCAAAAUUAUUUCGUGACGACGACAUGUCACAAAAGGUCAAUAAUGGUGAUUUAUUAAUACCUUGGAGGGGUGAAAUCGAAAAUAAAAUUUUAUUAGAUAGAUAUGAUGUAAGAAACUUACUUGAUGAUCGUGAUCAAUUUAAAAAAGUAACAUAUACAUUAUCAAGAAAAUCUGAAGAAAUUCAACAGGAAAAAUUAUGUGAAGAAGAAAGAUGGGCUGAUCUAGACUCUGAAGCAGAAGAUCUAUAUGAAAUGUCUGAAGAAGAAAGAGAUAUAUACACUGAGGAAAAAAGAAAGCGCAAAAAAACAAAAGAAGAGAAUAAAGAAUAUGAAUAUAGAUAUAUUCCAAAAUUUACAGUUCCUCAAGGAAUGCUUACGCCUUCAUCUAAACGUAUUGAUGAAAUAAUAGAACGUACAGCAAAAUUUCUUAAUGACAGUAGUGAUCCCCAAAUGGAAAUAGUCAUUCAAGCAAAACAAGCCAAUAAUCCAAGUUUUUCUUUUUUAAACAAGGACGAUUCACUUUAUCCUUAUUAUAAACAUAUCAGGUUAUUAUUACAAACUGGUCUUUUUGCUUAUGGAAAUAAUAAAGAGAAUGUUCCAUCAGAAGUUUCUGCAAAAGAUAUUAAUGAAAAUAAAAAAAUAGAUGAAAGGGCACAAUAUGAAGAAAGUUCAACAGCCCAAGAGCAAAUAUCUUCUACUUCAUCUGUUGGUUCCAAUAUCAUCACCAACAACACUACCAACACCAAUUCAACCACUACUACACUGACUCAUAACACUCAAAAACAGUCUAGACCAACAAUUUAA
This is a messenger RNA of Entrophospora sp. SA101, 1248 nucleotides long. NCBI's taxonomy places the organism in Eukaryota, Fungi, Glomeromycota, Glomeromycetes, Entrophosporales, Entrophosporaceae. The record is from the annotation of a GenBank genome assembly.